GCUGAGGAAUCACAUGCAAAUUUUGCUCCAGAUUUUCCAGUCUUCCAGGAGACAGGGCAGGGAAAUGGCUGUGAUGGAGUCAGCUCAGAUGCCGGUGACCUUCGAGGAGGUGGCUGUGUAUUUCACCCAGGGACAGGGGGCUCUGCUAGACCCCACUCAGAGAGCCCUCUACAGGGACGUCAUGCAGGAGAACUAUGAGACGGUGACCUCACUGGGAUUUCCCUUUCUCAAACCUGACCUGAUCACCCGGCUGGAACGAGGGGAAGAGCCAUGGGUGCCCGAUGUCCAGGCCAGUGAGGAAAGAGGGAUCCCAAGAGGCGCCCACACAGGAGUUUCUUUCCCAACUUUCCUUUUCUGUGAAAGUUUGGGUGGGAAGUGGAGACAGAAUCCAAUUGCUCUGUCUGUGCAGCUUUAGUAUGUUGGAUUUUCCCUCGGUGCUAUUCCUCUUAAUUUCUCC
Molecule: messenger RNA, 457 nt
Organism: Gopherus flavomarginatus (Mexican gopher tortoise)
Lineage: Eukaryota; Metazoa; Chordata; Testudines; Testudinidae
Product: zinc finger protein 707-like
Exons: 4
Coding region: 14-415 (133 amino acids)
Biological process (GO): regulation of DNA-templated transcription
Source: RefSeq, a predicted model, not a curated record